Molecule: messenger RNA, 741 nt
Organism: Gryllus bimaculatus (two-spotted cricket)
Lineage: Eukaryota; Metazoa; Arthropoda; Insecta; Orthoptera; Gryllidae
Source: the annotation of a GenBank genome assembly
AUGCUGUGGGCGUGGACGGGUGCGCGCCGAGCCGGCCGUCUUCCGAGGCCGGCCUUCACGUGUCGGGCCGCGCGGCACGCGCCGGCGGCAGCCGGCGCUGGUGCGCCGCGCGGCCGGGCGGCACGGGGCGGGCCGCGGCGGCCGGCCGGCCGGGGCGCGGUGCGGCGGUGCCCGCGCCGCCGGGGACGACGCCGCGGAGAGGUGGGCCAUGGCCGAGGACACUUCGUGAGCUGCGCUUCGGGCCCGACAUGCGCCGCUCUCUACAAGCCCGGCCUGCCCUUCGUCGACGCCGUAGAAGCCGUCAGCUCUGAACAGUGUGUCCGCGUUCGAGUCAAGGUGUACGACAACACAACAGCGAUAUACAGCCAAGAUGUGGAAAUCACUUCAGGAGAAGGGAUGUUCGUUGUGCCGGCCAUACUCGCCGACAGCGAAGUAAUCACUUUGCAGGCGGAGCUGGUGUCGGUGGAGGGCAAGGAGAUCGACAGCCACUACGUGCUGGCGCGCGAGGCGGUGCGCAAGUGGCACGCGCCCUCGCACUGCUACCUGCUGGUGCAGGGCCUCGAGCACUCGCUGCGGCCGGGGGAGUCGGCGCGCGCGGCCGUGCUGUCCACGUGCCCGUGCGCGCGCCCGCUGCACUUCCUGGUGACGACGGGAGGGCGCGCCGCCGCCUGGGGGCUGCUGCCGCCGCCGCCGCCGCGCCCCCGCGCCGCCGCGCCCCCCCGCCGCCUGCCGCCUCAAUUC